Beta vulgaris subsp. vulgaris (sugar beet) is the source of this 3230-nucleotide messenger RNA. RefSeq names its product transcription factor bHLH157. The transcript has 10 exons. Gene Ontology annotation, biological process: regulation of DNA-templated transcription. Gene Ontology annotation, molecular function: protein dimerization activity; DNA-binding transcription factor activity. The record is from RefSeq and is a predicted model, not a curated record. Lineage: Eukaryota; Viridiplantae; Streptophyta; Magnoliopsida; Caryophyllales; Amaranthaceae. Bases 692 to 2761 code for a protein of 689 amino acids.
GUAUUUAGGAGAGAGACAAAAACAAAAGCAAAAAACAAAAAAAGAAAAAUCAUAAUCCACUUUUGGUCCCUUUUACUCAAUUCCUUUUUCUCUCUUUAACUUCUUCUCUCUUUUAUAAAACCCUCUCUCUUAUUAUUUUUUUCCAUUACAAAUUACAAUCUUCAAUUCUCUCUCUUUCAUCACUCAUCAGACAUCACACUUAGCUCAAAAAACACUGUUUUGUUAUCAAUACCAUAAAAUCAGCAGAAACCUAAUUUUCUAUUUUCAUCUUUAAAGUUGCAGAACUAGCUGAAUUUAGUUGGAAUCAAAUUCUUUAUUGAAAAUAAAUUCUGGGGAAUUUUAAUUCGUUGAGGAAAAUUAGAAAACCCAGCUUUUUUUAGGUUCAGAAAAGCUCUGAAUUUAGGAAUCAUUGUUAUAUAGGGGGGUACUAUUUCUUGUUUUCACCCACUCUUUCUCUCUCCUCUUAUCUCAGCACUUGUGUACUGAAUCUGUUUGUUGAUUUGAACUUCUGGGUGAAAAAAAAGUUUCCUUUUUUUAGAUUUUACAAGUAAAUUUUGCUCUUAAGAGGGUAAAUAGCAGUAAAAUGAUUGAUUUAUAGCAGGAAAAAUUGAGAUUUGAGAAGAAUUCUUUUAAGAAGAAAUAAAAAAAAGGAGAAAUCUUUGAUUUUUUUUUUGGGGUGAAAUUCAAGAAAAUGGGGAUGGAAAAUGGAGAGUCAUGUAUUAAGAAGAUACUCAGGAGUUUAUGCUUGAGCCAUGGAUGGACUUAUGGUGUUUUUUGGCGUUUUGAUCCGCGGAAUCAUAUGAUGUUAACUAUGGAAGAUGGUUAUUGUGAGGGACAUGCUGCCAAUUUAAUGGAAAGUAUGCUUGUACAACUCCACAUGCUUGGUGAAGGAAUAAUUGGUGAAGUUGCACUUGAAGGGAAACAAAGAUGGAUGCUUGCAUAUUCUUCAAAAGAAAUUUUGGAAGAUUCUCAGUUUGGUUUCCAAUUUUCAUGUGGAAUUAAGACAAUCGCAGUGAUCCCGAUAGAGAUGCGAGGUGUUGUACAAUUUGGUUCCACGAAAGAGAUUUUUGAAGCACAAGAGUUCUUGGAUCAAGCAAGGAAAUGUCUCCAAGACCAGAGUUUGGAUGAGAGUGGCCAGAAUCGGCUGUCUGCUUCCGUGAUCGCAUCACAAAACCCCUUUUUUGACGACGUGUCAACGUCUUGGGGAAAUGGCAUAGAAAAUAGUUUGUUGUUUGAUUCAUUACACUUUCCUGGAGACUUGAUAACUGAUCCAAGUUCUGGGUCUCUGGUUAAGGAUGCCGUAGAUGUGUUUACUGAGCAUUUUGAGCCCGCUCAUUUUCCAGCAUCUUUACUCGAGACAUGCCAAACGGAUGAUUUUUCUCAGUGGCUUGCUGAUUCGUCAAAGCUGUGUGUUAGUGGAUUAGAUUUAGAAGCUAUGCUUUCUGAUGACAUGUCAUCAGAUCUUGGUGGAAGCAACAACAUAUUCUCUAACAUCCAGGGAAGUCAAUCCGCUUGUUCUUCACAAAGCUCUUUGACUCAUAAUGUGUUAGAUUCAUGUAAAGAAGGGAAACCUUCAGUUGUUGGUGCCAAUAACAAUGAACUAUUAACCGAGUUUGGGAUAGAUUUAGGUAGUAGAGAGUUGGGAGAUGUUAUCAAUACUGUUGAAGAUAAAAUUAACCCGUGGCCUAUUGAUACCGGCAUGAGGUUUUCUGAAUGCAUAUCGGAGGUGGUAGGAGGCCGAGGCCAUUCGAUCGCUGCACCCAAGAAGGGGUUGUUCUCUGAAUUAGGCUUGGAACAUCUCUUGAAAGAUGGUUCAACCAUUAAAUCUUGCAUAGAAGAUCAAUGGCCCUCAUCCAAAAAGAGGAGAGUUGAAGCCUAUGAAAUGGUCAAUGAUCAAAUUCAGCAAACCUACCAUUCUUGGGGCGUAAAAUAUAUGCAACCUUCAAGUACUAGUGUCCAAAUGCAGGAUUUUGGGUCCUUAAAAGAAUGUAUGGAGAAGGCACAAUCAAGUUAUAGUAUUGAUGCAAAGAGCUGCAUCAGUAGUGUCAAUGCAAAAAUGAGGAAGACUGAAGAGCCUCCAAAGGCCUCCAAGAAAAGAGCAAGGCCUGGAGAAAGUACCCGUCCUAGGCCAAAAGAUCGACAGUUGAUUGCUGACCGUAUCAAAGAUUUGAGAGACCUUAUCCCUAAUGGAGCUAAGUUAAGCAUUGAUGCUUUGUUAGGACGCACAAUUAAACACAUGCUUUUCUUGCAAAACUUGAACAAGCAUGGAGACAAACUCAAACAAGCUGAUGAACCUAAGUUGAUUGAUCAGAGUAAUGGCUUAAUUCAAAAAGGCAGCUCAGCCUCCAUCUCUUCAGGUGGCAGUGGGCGUGGUGCUACAUGGGCAUAUGAAGUUGGAGGCUCAAACCUCCUUUGUCCCAUCAUAGUAGAGGACCUUAAUGAACCCGGACAAAUGCUCAUUGAGAUGCUCUGUGAAGAACGGGGAUACUUCCUGGAGAUUGCAGACAUCAUUCGAGGCUUUGGCUUAACCAUUCUCAAGGGAGUGAUGGAAAGUAGAAACGACAAAAUAUGGGCGCAUUUCAUCGUUGAGGGAAAUAAGCAUGUUACAAGAAUGGACGUAUUUGUAUCCCUCAUGCAUCUUUUGCAAGGCACUAACACUAGUGAAGUAGUAAACACAGCGUGCGAGCCUACUAACAUUGUCAGCGAUGCAGCCCCGUUGUGGGGCAAUUUUCAACAGCAUAUGGUGCCACUUCCGAUUUAAGUGAUCAGCGAACGCAAACUAUGCUAAGAAGAAAGCAUUUGGAUUUUAGUUUAUGUAUAGAGAUCUAGGAACUUAACCAAAGUGCACGUUGUCGUUGGCACGAAGAGGAGUAUCAACAAAGUGAAUUGCUUCUCUCCUACAAGUUACUAUUUGCUGACAAUGCGAGUAUAAUGGCAAAUCAAACAAAUUAGAAUUGUCAAAAUACCGUUAGCAAAUGACAGAUUUAUCAUAUCUGUGCAGCUGGUUAUUUUUUCUGUUCAAUUUUGUUUGGUCUUGAGGGUAACUUGUUAUUAGUAUUUAGCCUGUUUAUAUUAAUUUGGUCUUAUUGCAGUCUGCAGAUGUAGCUUGCAAUAUAGUGUUAGAAAUUUAGCUGGUAUACUUAGGGCUGACUCUUGAGGCUCUUGCUUGUUUUGCCUCCAUUUUUUUGUGGUCAUUUGGUAUGUAAAUGGAAGAUCAACCUCUUUCUCUA